Bombus pyrosoma is the source of this 3284-nucleotide messenger RNA. Its product is annotated as arrestin domain-containing protein 17-like. The transcript has 8 exons. Bases 412 to 1551 code for a protein of 379 amino acids. The record is from RefSeq and is a predicted model, not a curated record. Lineage: Eukaryota; Metazoa; Arthropoda; Insecta; Hymenoptera; Apidae. Gene Ontology annotation, cellular component: cytoplasm. Gene Ontology annotation, biological process: protein transport.
UGUACGCCCUUAACCCGUAAGCCCAACUAGCCUUUCGCACGCUCGCAACUCUGUUUUUUUCCACGUCGUGGCGUGAUCGUCUACCGUCUACGAUAUUCAUCUGGUUGAAACGUUUAGUCGACAGGAAUCUAGUGGGAAGAUAAUAUCGAUGGAGUAUACGUACGUCUGCGCGAAGGGCAUGAACGUUGUUUUCAAAGUGUGAUCGUGUGCAGUGAAUAAUAUCUUGUUAAAAGUGAUUUUCUGAGAUGUAUUUAUUUGUGUAAAGUGCAAGAGAAUCUGUAACUCUAAUUUAUGUAAUAUAUAUAAUUUAUAUAAUUUAGAUUAAAAGUGUCUAUAUUGAUUUGUAGAGAAAGUUUGAAUCGCUGAUGAGUUGAAAAUUAUUUAAAGAGCUGCGAAUACACGUGCUACAAGAUGGAUGAGAUAGAAGCUGAAACCGAUCGGUCGAUCGCUGCCACGCUCUCCAAAAGUAUUGGCUUCCAACGUAUCGAGGUCAUUCUCGACCACCCUCAGAAGGUCUGUUACAGCGGAAAUCAGAUUUCAGGGAACGUACGCUUAGAUCUGGAUGAACCAACAAGUGCUUUAGGAAUUAGACUUAAAUGCAAGGGAGAAGCUCAGGUAUAUUUUACCGAUCGAUCGGCUGGAAUUCGACGUAAAUUCUCGGCCUUCGAGAAUUAUCUUCACGUGGAGACGUAUCUUGCUGGCGAUGGCAAAGAAAAGACUAUGAUAACUGGAGGCGUCUACCCGUUCAGCCUAACGCUACCAGAGAACUUGCCGUGCAGCUUCGAGGGCCGAUACGGACGAGUACGGUACUCGAUUAGGGCAUUGUUGGACGUAACGACCAUUUAUCGGUUUUCCACCAAUAUUAUUCCAUUCACGGUGGCACCCAUUCUUGACCUUAAUCGCGAUUCUCUCGCUCCCUUGCCAAUAAGUAUCAAACAAUCCAAGAUGUAUAUUGGCCAAACGGAACCGAUCAGCAUGUCCAUGACUGUUCCAGUUCGUGGUUACGUCCCUGGCCAGACUAUACCGAUUAAGAUUGUCGUGGCGAAUCCCACCACCGUCGUCGUUACGAAAAUCAGAGUCGUUUUUAAAAAAGUGGUGUCUUAUCGUUCGACGGAAAAGUCGCGUAAGCACAAAGAAAUCGUAGUAGAAGUAGAACAGCCCGUUAAUAAAGACUCCGAUACGUACGAUGUCACGUUUGACGUUCCUGCAGUACCACCCACCGGGAUGAUCCACUGCAACAUCAUCGACGUUCUAUACACGCUUAAAAAUGUUUCAGAAGAACUUGAAACUGCGAACAAAUAUAGUAGUCGGCACUGUGCCACUUCAAAAUUACGAAAUCCCACAAAAAACAGCCGACGUGACGGAAGCUUUUUCAUUUCAUCCCCCGUGCACUAUGGCUACGGAAGAAUACGCCAACGACACGCCGCCGUUGAAAAACAUCGAGAGAGAGGAAACUGCGAAACCAAGUUUGUCUUUGCCGCUGUACGAGAAAAGUCAAAUAUAUCGAUCCUCGAAACCGGACAGAGACGAUCCCACGGGAGACGAUGGUGACAGCGACGGAGAGGUCAAACCAUACUCGCCUAUGUAUCGCGUGUACACGUUCGCAUCAUCGCAGAAGAAGGACCGUUAGAUAAGUGCUUGACUUCGUAACUAGAAAAAGAGAGGAAGAGGGAGAAGCUUGCUUAAUUAUUCGUUCAAGGAUUCGCCGUUCGUUAGCGGUGUCCGCAACGGAUCGCUGGAGAAGGAGAAGAAGAAAAUUGUGAUGCAUCGUUGAAAGUAAAAGAUAAUUGUUCUUUCCAGAAAUUGUAUACAUUUUAACCGAGGCGUGCACAAAAGUGUACGCGUGAAUUUUACGUCCAAUUUCGCGCUUUAUCGAUCGACCGAUUGCCUUCGAUUCUUGCCUUUGAUUUUUUAUUUCCUAUAUACGAAAGAAAAGAAGGGAAAAAUAGUAAAAAAAAAGCAUCAUUAGAAACAUCGAGUGAGAUAUGAAAAUCCGUUGGGACCAACUGUGCAGCUAAUUAAAUUCCUUAAUCAUGCGAGAUAACUUGCGGGCAAAGUAAUUCCAUAAUAAUUGUCAAGCCGUGCAACAUCGAAUAUCGUCGAAACGAAGUUUGCGAGGCAACUAAACACGUAUUGCUUUAAUGUUCAAUGAAAAUGUUCUCGAUGAGUUUCGUUGAAAAAUUAAUUCCCCGUCCCGUGUUCUUUCCCUCUCCCGAUGGAAAAACACCAAGCGCAUUAAUAUGAAUUAAUUUCAUAUAAUGUAUUUUUUCAUAAUUCAAAAUUGUCUCAUGUUUGUUCCACGAACGUUCUAAAUUAAAUGGGUUGAUAGAAGCGUUGAGGAGGUGGGGUUUCUGAAGAGUGGCAUAAGCGAAAAGAAUCCUAUAUAUGAAAUGAAAAUUACGCAUUGAUUGUGCAACGAUAUUAAUAAGCGUAUUUUAAAUAGUGAAAAUUUAAUCGAGUACUUUAAAUAUAAAUCAAGCAUAAAUGGUAAUAUGAAUAUUCAUAAUAACGAAAUACUCGGUGGAAUCAAUUUCAAUAUUAGCAAAUGCGGAAAGACUAACGACCGGUAAUAAAACGCAAAUUUACUGAUAUUCUUAUAUACGUUGAAAAUCAUCUUUAAAAAUUUCUAUCAGCUUUAAUACGAUCGAAAAACCUGCGAGUUUUCUCGCUCUUUUCUCUCAUCAAAUAAAUACGCGCCUGUAUACUUUUUCCUUUCAUUAAAAUGAUAUACGUGUGCUUUAAAUAAACCGAGACGAAUGCGUGAGAAAUUUUGCUGAAAAUCGAAAAAUGUAUUUGACGCAUCGCGCGGCAUUCAUACGAAUCAUUAAACGGUACCAGCUUACCGUUUCGUAAUCUUCUCAACGUAUGUACGGGCGAACGGUCUCGUUCACGUCGCACGCUUGAAUUAAUGACGUUGUUAAUGCGUGAUUCAACAAUAACGUGCAUCGAUCGUCGUGGAAAUGCAAUUACAGAGAGUGGCGGUUGGUACAGGUGGCGAAUAAACGGUGUACAAGACCCGACGAAUAGAAAAAAAAACGCAAAUGAAAAAUCGUAUCUAUUCGUUGUGUCGUGGGAUUUACUCUGAUCGUAGCUCGUAUUCAACGGAAUAAAUAAAAAUGCCGCGUUCGAUGCUGCGACUAUAACUUGCCACCGAAUUUGACAAAUACCGAAGGUUACGAAUGCUCUUUGUUACGCCUCUCUUUGCCCUAUAUUUUCUAUUCGAGCUUCCUUCUUUCGCGAAAUCGUGAAAAAUUUAUUAGUUUGUAAUUUAAUCGAUACUUUAU